Molecule: messenger RNA, 618 nt
Organism: Trematosphaeria pertusa
Lineage: Eukaryota; Fungi; Ascomycota; Dothideomycetes; Pleosporales; Trematosphaeriaceae
Exons: 2
Coding region: 1-618 (205 amino acids)
Source: RefSeq, a predicted model, not a curated record
AUGUCCAUCCUCAAAACCCUCCUCCUCACGGCCUUCGCCCUGGCCCAGACCAUCAACGCCGCCGGCGCCGCCGACCCGCCCGUCGAAACCCCCGCCUGCACCGGCAUCCCCUGCGGCACGCUCUGCUGCACCCCCGGCGCCGAGCUCUGCGGCGCAGACAUGAAAUGCGCACCCGCUCCCGCCACCACGUCCGGCGGCUCUCCCGGCGCGACGAGCAUCGAGGGCACACUGACGAUCCAGACAUCGACGCCCGUGAGCAGUGCCGCCACCGAGCCCGUGAGCACCGCCACGGAGACCACCACCGGUGAGAGCACCCCCAGCGCGAGCAUCACGGUGACGGUCCCGCAAACUCACACCCUCGUGUCUACAGUGCAUAUGAACAGCACCACGGUCACCGAGACGGUCACCAAGAUGAGCACGACGUCCGGCGCGGCGUCGGGUGCUACGUCUUCCGGAUCGGGAUCAGGAUCUGGAUCUAACUCCGCUUCUGCUUCGUCGACUUCAGCACCCAAUGCGGGCGACUCUGUGCGCUUUGGUGGCGGGAUGGGCAGUCUUGCUGCGGCGGCGGUGCUGCUUGCGAUGGGCGCGGUGUUGGCUAGGUUCGAGUACGAAAUCUGA